AUUCUGUGUCCAGUAUAAACACUAAUACUGAUUAUUAGUGAUAACUUUGUGGUUAAUUAUAUAUCCAGUAAUAAUAAUGGCGUCCAGUAAUCAAAAAGCGUUGACAGUAUUGAAGAUCGUGAUGGAAGUGCUGUACGUGUUGUUCAUUAUUGCCUGUAUUUAUCUAAUAGUGAGGUCGAGUAUAGCGCUGUCCGACACUGUCAACGAACCAAAGGACCUUAGAGAAAUUAGAGAAGAGCAAUGGUGUAUUACUUGU
Messenger RNA from Medioppia subpectinata, 256 nucleotides. NCBI's taxonomy places the organism in Eukaryota, Metazoa, Arthropoda, Arachnida, Sarcoptiformes, Oppiidae. The record is from the annotation of a GenBank genome assembly.